Molecule: messenger RNA, 1485 nt
Organism: Penicillium waksmanii
Lineage: Eukaryota; Fungi; Ascomycota; Eurotiomycetes; Eurotiales; Aspergillaceae
Product: Maltose permease
Exons: 9
Coding region: 1-1485 (494 amino acids)
Biological process (GO): transmembrane transport; carbohydrate transport
Cellular component (GO): membrane
Molecular function (GO): carbohydrate:proton symporter activity
Source: RefSeq, a predicted model, not a curated record
AUGGGCGAUAAUCAAGAGAAAAAUGGGCUGCGGCUCCAUUGGAAGUCAUUGAUGGCUUGCUCAUUGAUUACCAUGUCUCCCUUUCAGUAUGGUGUCGAUUUCACUCUCAUUGGAGGUUUCCAGGCAAUGGUUGGGUUCUUGAAGGUCUUUGGAGAGCCGGCUCCAAACACCUCUCUUGGAUGGAAUAUCCCUCACGAGCGUCAGCAACUGAUAUCUUCGUUGAUGACCCUCGGUGCAUUUGUGGGAUCGUGCUCAGCGGGCCUUUACGCUGGUCGUCUGGUUAUCGGGCUAGGCAAUGGAUUCUUGAUGACCUUUUCACAGCUGUACAUCCAAGAAUGCUCGCCGGCUCGAUACCGUGGACUCAUGCUAGGCUUGUUUCAAUUCUGGACGUCCUUCGGCUCCCUACUCGGAACGAUUAUCGACAAUUUCACAGCAAAGAUAGAUGGAAAAAACAGCUAUAUCAUUCCGCUCGGUCUGAUAUUUAUCAUACCUGCGGUUCUAUGUAUCGGAAUGCUUUUCAUUCCUGAAUCGCCCCGAUGGUUACUGCAGCACAAGAAAGAAGCGGAAGCUCGCAAGGCACUAGUAUGGCUGAGGCCCGAUCAGGAAACAGUUGAGAAGGAAAUGCAGGAGAUCAACGACGCGAUAAGGCUGGAGCUAGAUCUGGCUAGCGGUGUGUCAGUUUGGGAUAUGUUUUCGAAUCCCGUCGAUCGCCGGAGAACAUUAUUGUCCGUUGCGGCUGUGAGUACGCAGGCAGCUUCCGGCGCAAUGUUUAUGAUUGCAUACGGAACUUACUUCUUUGAAAUGGCGAAUGUUGGCAAUGCGUUCGAGAACAGCUGCAUACUAACUGCUCUGGGCGUCGUGGCCAUCAUGAUCAACAUUGCAGUCAUCACUAAAAUUGGAAGCAGAAGGCUAUUUUUGACAGUUGGUCUUAUAAUUUGUGGCUUUAGCCAGUUGAUCAUUGCCGCGUUGUACACUGUUCAUCCGGGUACUCAGGCCACUGGUAAGGCAAUUGUUGGGUUGUCCGUCAUCUUCAUUUUUGGAUACAAUGGAAUGAUCUCAACAUAUGCAUGGGUUUCUGGUGGAGAGCUCCCUUCUCAGCGCCUUCGAUCCUAUACAUUUGGCCUGGCAGCCGCCAUUGGGUUCCUCGGAGCAUGGCUAUGCACGUUCACGGCUCCAUAUUUCAUCAAUCCAGACUCGCUAAACUGGGGGCCAAAAUACGGUUACAUCUGGUUCCCGUCAUGUCUCAUCGCCGCUGCAUUUAUUUUCUUUUAUCUACCUGAAGUAAAAGGUCGCACACUGGAAGAGAUUGAUGAAAUGUUUGAACUACAACUUCCAGCUCGAAAGUUUGCUACUUACAAAUGCGUUGGCUCUGCGAAUUUGGAAAUGACCCUAAAGGAUACGGGUAUUCCAAGUGAGAAUGUCGACGCAAGACUUUCUGUAGAUUCGGAAAAGGCUACCACGGAGACAGUUGAGAAUAAGGCAUGA